Messenger RNA from Pieris napi, 5866 nucleotides. It is a transcript of the gene BRWD3, whose product is annotated as bromodomain and WD repeat-containing protein 3. The coding region runs from base 166 to 5400 and encodes 1744 amino acids. The transcript has 39 exons. Gene Ontology annotation, biological process: regulation of cell shape; regulation of transcription by RNA polymerase II; cytoskeleton organization. NCBI's taxonomy places the organism in Eukaryota, Metazoa, Arthropoda, Insecta, Lepidoptera, Pieridae. Gene Ontology annotation, cellular component: nucleus. The record is from RefSeq and is a predicted model, not a curated record. Gene Ontology annotation, molecular function: protein binding.
GCGAUUUCAGAACAGUUUGACCGUGAGCAAACGCCAUUUUGGUAUACUGUGGUUACAUUAUCUUUCGUCAACAAUGUAAAUGUUCUUAGUGAAAUGUUUGCUAGUUUUUGCAAGUGAUGCUAAUACAAAUGAACUAUUGUGGGUAAUUGAGACGAAUCUAGGAUUAUGGAGGAGUCCAACGAGGACCUCAAUGUCGUUCCCGAACUCUACUUUCUGAUAGCGAAAUUUCUCUCCGGGGGCCCGCUUAAAGAGACCGCAAAGACUUUGUUAAAAGAGUUGCAGAGUGUCGAGGUGCUACCACGGCGACUCGACUGGGAGGGCAAGGAGCAUCCCCUUUCGUAUGAUGAAUUGAACUCACAAUAUUCUGAAGUGUCAUGGCGUCGGUUGGCAGCAGUCUGUGAGAGAGCACUACGCUUGGCUCGUGCUGCACCACAAAUAUCUUUAAUCGAUGGCACAGAGAAGCAUCUGAAUGCCCGGCUUUCAUUACUGAGCGAGUCCCUUGUCAGGCCAAAGUUUAAAUAUGCAUCGUUCAAGCAGGACCAUAGUUUGGUACGUCGUCUAAUAUGCCGAGAAGUUGGCGGAGGCCCCAAAGGCCCAGCCAAUGGGGCGGGUGUCGGGGCCUCUACGGGGCAGCAGGGGCCCUUCCCUGCAAGGCUUUUGCGGAAUCUUCAAUUGCAGAGGCGGACAUUGGGGCAUCUCUCGGCUGUGUACUGUCUAGUCUUCGAUUGUACGGGGAAAUAUAUUAUUACUGGUGCAGAUGAUCUCUUAGUGAAGGUAUGGAGUGCAAUAGACGGUCGUUUGUUGGCGACCCUCCGAGGGGCCUUCGCCGAGAUCACGGAUGUGUGCAUAUCGAGCGAUGGGGCUCUGCUGGCCUGUGGCUCGGUGGAGCGGCUGGUCAGGGUCUGGUGCAUGGUCACCGGAGCCCCGAGGGCGGUUUUGCAUGCCCACGCUGGGACUAUCACUUCCGUGCAUUGGGCCCCUCCGGCCCACUCGGACGUCCGGUGGCUGGCCUCGACCUCCACGGACGGCUCGGUCGCCUUCUGGACCUGCUCCACGGACGGCCAGUUCCUCUCGCAGCCCGUCCAGUACGUGGAGCGGAUGAGACCCGGCGUCUGCCACAUGAUCUGCGCCGCCUGGUCGGCCGGCGGGGCCUUCCUCGCGGCGGGCAGCGCGGACCACCACGUGAGGAUAUACUCCGUGGCCGUCGGGGGACCCAGGAGGGUGCUGGAGACGGCGGUUCACCUGGACGCGGUGGACUCGAUCGCCUGGGCGCAUUGCGGCUUGAGGUUCGUGUCGGGCAGCAAAGACGGCACGGCCGCCUUGUGGACGUUGUACGCGACUCAAUGGCGGCACUCGCUCUUGAAGACGUGCGCGGGCGACGAUCAGAAGAAAUUGAAGGUGACUAUGGUCUGCUGGGACUGCAGCGAUGAAUAUGUCAUGACUGCUGUAUCGGACAAUACAGUGCGGGUUUGGUGUUCGCGUACGUGUACGCAAGUGCGUGUGCUGUCGGGUCACCGCGACGAAGCGUACGUGCUGGAGGCCCAUCCCUUCCUGCCCGGCAUCCUCCUGUCGGCCGGACACGACGGACAGCUCUUCGUGUGGGACGCUGCCAAUGGAGAGGUGCUGGCCCAGUUCCACAACGUGAUCGAGGGUCAGGGCGAGGGAGCCAUCUUCGACGCCAAGUGGGGCGAAGGGAACACCAUCGCGGCCUCCGACUCCCACGGCCACGUGCUGCUGCUGGGGCUGGGCCAGGGGCAUCGUCUGCUGGGCCAGCUGCCCCCCGAGCUCUUCUUCCACACGGACUACAGGCCGCUGGUCCGAGACGCCCUCGGCGGAGCGCUGGACGAGCAGACAGAGAUUCCCCCCCAUCUGAUGCCGCCCCCCUUCCUCGUGGACGUGGAGGGGGCUCCCCACCCUCCGGAGUUCCAGCGCCUGGUCCCCGGGAGGGAGAACCUGGCGCUGUCCCAGCUGAUCCCUCACGCGGACGCGGCGAGGAGCAGGCUGGACGCCAUGAUCGAGGCGUUGGCCGCGGACCCGGCCACGCCCCCUGCGCAGGCGCCUCAGGCGGCCGGCGUAUGGAGAGGCGAAGGCGUCCGUCACACGGCGGGGUCGUGGCAGCCCUUGGACGUGCCCCUCAGCACGCGCCCCAUCUUGCUGCCCCUGCCCCCGGCGCAGAGGCAGCUGCUGGAGAAGGCCAGCGUGGAGCUGAAUAACCUGGAGAUGUCCUGGUACCGCCGGGAAAUGAGACGGCGGCCGGUGAUGAUCUCCAUUCCGGGGGCCGACAGCGGGCCCAGGAGGAAGCCGGGCCGGAGGCCUAGGGCUCCGGCGCCCAGAGCCAGGCCGCAGCCUCCGCAGCCCAAUACUGAGGUCCGCGAAGACGCGUGCGAAGAAGAGGCAACGGACAGUUCCAAUUCCACGUCGGACUCCUCCGUCAGCCUCUCCUCUCACUCCUCCCGAUCGGAAGGUCCAAGACCGCGGACCAGGCCCAGGCCUAGACCUAGGGCCAGGGUUGCGAGGAACUCUUCGCACUCCAACUCUUACACGGACCUGUCGGACCUGUCUCCCGUGAAAAGUGAUAGUUCUUCCGAGUCAUCCCAAUAUUCGGAUUGGGAAGCCGGGACUGCGCUGGCGCCUCCCGCCAGAGCCAGGAGGAAACCAGUUCCCAGCACUAGGUACAGUCCCAGCACGGUGACGAGCAAGCGUUCGGCCCCCGCCACCUCCGCGGCCCCCGUCGCCGCCGCCCCCUCCGCCGCCCCCUCCGCCGCUUCCGCCGCCGCCCCCGCCCACGCGGGCGUGGAGUUGCCCGAAGCGUACCGCGUGGGGGAAUGGUUGACGGCCGUGUCGCCCCGCAAGGCCCCCUACCACCCUCAGAUGGGGGACAGAUGCGUGUACUUCCGAUUGGGUCACCAACGGUACUUCGAAGCUGUGAGUGAAAAGGAUCUCUAUAAGGUGAACGCGAGGGACAAGCCGUGGGAGCGGAUGCACAUCAACGACUGCGAAGCCGUGAAGGUGGUGGGGAUGAAGUACGUGAUAAAACCCCCGAGGGUGGUCUGCCUGAAGCUGGCGCGGGAGGUGGAGAAGGGCAGCUUCACCGUCCGAUACCACGACAUGCCCGACGUCAUCGACUUCUUGGUGCUGCAGCACCAGUACGAGGCCGCGGUGGCCAGGAAUUGGGGGGAGGGGGACAGGUUUCGCUGCAUGAUUGACGAUUCGUGGUGGACGGGAAUAGUCCUGGAGCGGAUCAGCUCGGUCGGAGGUCUACCUGGAUCGAACCCGCUACCUCAGACUUCGGCUACAAACGAAUGGGCGGCGGCGGCUGCGUCUCAUUUCCUAUCGCUUCGAGUGAGAUGGGACAAUGGGGAAGUGGAACGGCUCUCGCCUUGGGACCUGGAACCGCUCGACCCGGAGAGACUACCGGCCGAACCGGGCGGGGCAGUGGCGGUGUUGCCUCAUGAACUGGAAGCGGUGCUGUGUCGCAACGAGACCCACGAGUGGCCGCCCGACGCCUGCGAAGCCAUCGCCGCUCAUAUCUCGCAGGUGAUGUCUCUGUCGGCGGCGGAGCCCUUCGUGGCCCCCGUGGACCUGCAGCUGUACCCCUCGUACGCAUUGGUGGUGCCCUACCCCAUCGACUUGGCCACGAUCCGAGCCAGGUUCGACAACCAAUUCUACCGACGCGCGGCGGCCGCGCAGUUCGACGGGCGGUACUUGGCGAGCAACGCCGAACAGUUCAACAAGUCCCAUUCGCCCAUCGUGAGGCAGGCGAGGCUGGUCACGGACUUGCUCUUGUCCAUUAUAAGCACCUGGCAGAACAUAGACGUCGUAUCCAAGUACCACGAGUUGGCCGCUUCCUACCACUCGUCGGACGAGGAACCGCUCCAAGUGCAGAAGAACAGACGCGAGGAACGCGCCAGGUCCGAAGGGGCAUGGCGGCAGCACUGCCUCGGCCUUCUGCGGGAGCUGUCGGCUUCGGCGGACGCGGAGCCCUUCAGGCAGCCCGUCUCGCCCAGCAUGGCGCCUGCUCUUCCAGACUACAACUCGGUGAUAGCCCGGCCGAUGGAUUUGGGCAGCGUCCAGCAGAAGCUGGAGAGCAACGGAUACUCGAACGCGGACGAGGUCGCGGCGGACGUCCGGCUGGUGUUCACCAACAGCAGACUCUACAACACGAACAAGAGGAGUCGGAUAUACUCAAUGACGGUCCGUCUCUCCUCCCUAUUCGAAGCCCUGUGGACCCGGAUGCCGGUCGAAACCCGGAGCACGCGUCGCUCCACGAGGCAUCGACGGGUCAGGCACUCGAGACCGACCAGACGAGCAGUCGAAGAGACGAACGGCUCGGUGAAGGCCAAGCUGCCGUCCUCCUCCUCCGAGUGCGAGACGUUGGCUGUGACGUCACGGCGGACGACGGACCCGCGACACGACGACUCGUGGGACAGCGACGCCCCGCUCAACGCUCACAGCAAAGGAAAAGGAGUCGGGAAGAAGACGAAGAACGGUGCCAUCGCCAGUACUUCCAGCCGCGUGCCUCCCAUGUUUGUCGAGACGAAUGGCGUCGACCAAUCGGAGUCCGAGGAAGAGAUGCCAGCGAGACAGAGCAUAGCUGACGGGAGCACUUCCGACUCCAGCGCAUAUUCCAGAAUACAGGUGGUCGAAGAGGAGUUGGUGGAAGAUGAAGUGGAAGUGACCUACGAAGAAGAAGAGAGCAACGCGAGAAGUGAGCGUCGGAGACAUCGGAAUAGGAAUCAUUUGCAGAGCAACUCAAGGAAACGCAGACGCUCGAAGAGCUCGGAAGACAGCGAAGGGAGCAGACCGAGGGACUCCAGGCCUGGCAAACGAACCCGAGAAAGGUUCACGGACGGCUCGUCGUCCAGCAGUUCCUCCGGGUCGAACUCGGGCUGGUGCUCAGGCGGCGCCGCCCGCUACGAGUCCGACCGCUCCUACAAGCCCGACAGACCUCAGCAGUACAGCAGCGAUGACGAAACGCCGCUUCUGUUGUACAGACAGCGGCAAGGAGACGAAGUGGAGGCGGGACCUUCGAGAAGACCUCAUCAUCGGAAGGGUGUUUCUCUUCGAAAACGUCGAAGCCCUCGGCGGUACAACGAAGACAGCGAAGAAGACUCCAUCGCCGCCAUCAGCAAGAGGCUGCCUCAUCAUCAGGACCACCAGAGGCAUCAGAGGCUGUUCGCCCGGAGGAGGCAGAAUCAUGCCCAGGGCACGGGCGUGCCCGGCGCAAGCGCAGCUCCUCACAACGAGGACCACAACUAUUUCAACGGACACUCCCAUCACCACAACAGGGAUUCCCCGGCGGGGUCAGGGGGUUCAUCCGGUCCCGGGCCAGUGUCGAUCUCCUCCCGGGGACGUGUGCGACGACUCACCGCCAAGGCGAGAGGGCUGUUACGGGAAUAAUACAGGCUUCUCAUGGGCCUCAGGAGGCUGGCGCCCCUCUUCGUCACCUACAGGGGGCGGGUCAAACGGGUCCUGGCCGAGUAGGCUCAUAGGAGCUCAGUUCUCCAUAGCAAGUGUUGAAGAUUUUUAGUCAAUUAACCGGUUUAAGGAAUAAGUGUUGUGUUAUUUUAGUGGACUUCAAAAGUUUUUACUGUGAUCGUCCGUUGACUGUAAAUACCCACAUUUAGUGUUUUAAGGGAUACAAGACUCUAGUGGUAAUGUGUUCAAAGCUGUGUUAAGUUUAAGUACCGUCUCACUACCGUUGUUUUUACUAAUUGAUAAGUUUCUUUAUAAAUGGCAUUAUUUCGAUGAAUAAAAGACAAAAUAGCUAUAGUCGAAUUUUUAAUUAGACGAAGUCAACUGACGUUUACGGUGUUGUCAGUUUUUAAUGAAAUAAAAAUAGUGACAAAGUAAAAACCCCUGAAUU